Molecule: messenger RNA, 7864 nt
Organism: Harmonia axyridis
Lineage: Eukaryota; Metazoa; Arthropoda; Insecta; Coleoptera; Coccinellidae
Biological process (GO): central nervous system development; axonogenesis
Cellular component (GO): membrane; neuronal cell body; neuron projection
Molecular function (GO): transition metal ion binding
Source: RefSeq, a predicted model, not a curated record
CAAAGCAAAUUUUGUAGUUAUAACCUCUUUUUCAAUCACAUUGAAAUUUGAAUUUAUUCUCAUAACAACAUUUGUAAUUCAUAAUUCACGUUGUAUUAGAUGAGUGUAUGGGCAAAGUGGAUCAAAUAAUUAUACGAUGGAUACAACGGGUGAAGUGAUUCCAGAAGUGAAAAAUAAAAAACAUAAAAAUUCCGAUCCUCCACCGGUCUGUGAAAAAAAAUCCAAGAAAUUUUGUGCGAAAGAAUUUGGAAAGCAGUUAAAAAGCAAUGAAAAAUCAAGAGCAUUACAGGAUUUCCUGAAGAAUAUAAAAGAAAACGAAACUCAAGAUGUUGCUCUUGAAUACCUAGAAUCUGAUGGAAGUUUACAAGAACUAAUAAAAUGUUUGGAAGAAGAUUCAACAUUGUCACCUGUUUUAGUAUUGGAAAUAGUCAAUUAUUUAUUGUUGAAAAUCAUAAAAUGUGGAUUGAAAUGUACAGAUGCCGCUUUUCAAUCCUGUCGAUACUUCCUGCAAAAUUUUACCUUAGUUAUCGAAAAAAUGUUAGGGCUGUCCUCUGCUGCAUUAGAACGUACUGUGACAUUGAAAUUCUUCACAACAAUGGCUACUUAUUCUUCUCAUCUAUCAAAGGAUAUCUUAACAUCUAUAAAUUUCAAUCUGACUCGCAUUGAAUUACUCAGUAAAAGUAGAAUAGAAAACAGAACUGUACGAAAACAUUUUGUGAAUUUUUUGACAGCUGUGUUAAUUGAUAUUGAAUAUCCAGUAUUAUCUCUUUUGUUAAGUAAAAAAGGCUUGCUUACCAGCAUAAUACCUGGACUUAUCUACGAUGAUGUUGAUACUGUGUGUUCUAUAUUAACAACAAUGAAAAGUAAUAUUUUGGAAAAUCCAUUAGUAUCGAAAACUGAUAAGAUGAAGACUUUCAAUACAAUUGUAGUGAAGAAUAUUGUUAAUCUUUACAAUUGGAAAGGACCUAAUAAUUUGAAAGCCCAAAAAGGUCAUGGUAUAAAGGUUGAUGAAGUACAAAAAGCUCAAGUUAGUCAAUGUGUUCAUGAGUUUUUACUAACUCUCUGUACUUCACAUAAAUAUGGAGUGAUAUUUAGAGACCCUCUUGUUGGAAUGGGGAAGAAAACACAAAACUCUUUAAUAUAUACAGUAGUCGACAGUAUGGAUUCAGCUUGGGAGCAUUCUUAUGCCUCUGAACUGCUUAUAAAAAUUUGUUCUGUUUGCCCUGAUAUAACUAAGCACAUUUGGAACAACAUCAAAGUAGCACUGGAGCCAAGGUUUUCACCUAAAUGGUUGAAAGUUGUGGAUUUUAUGAAACGAUUGUUGGAGGAGCUGAAACCAUCAUGCUUAGAACCAUUCAUAAAAAAUCUGAAUUCUCAACAGAUUGGUCCAGUAAUCACAGUACUUGUUUCACCACUUCCAAUAUUGAAGGUAAUUUUUCCCGAGAAUUGCACUUAUGAUUCACAGUUUGUGAGGCAACAAAUUUUUGCAUUAGUAUCAGUCAUACUGAAAUCAAUAGAUAAUUACUUUGCAGCAUGUGAAAGAUGGUUAGAUAAUGAACAAUUCACUAAAGUUAAAAGUUAUCUGAGAAAUUAUAUUGAACGAAAUUUCCCAAUGGGUGCAGUUCUACUUGAAAAUUGGAACAUUGAAACCAAAAAAGAAGAAGAUAAAGAAUUCAAUUCUUUACAAUAUCUAUCUUUAGUAUUUGAUAUUUUCGAAUAUUACAUCAAAUUGUCUCCAGAUUUAUUGAGUUCUUUAUGCUUUUCAAAUGAUGAAUUGAAGACAUUACUUGAAAUUACAAUGUCAUUAUGUAAUGCUGAUAAUGGAGGAAACGAAAAACUUAAUAUUCAAAUAAUCGACAUAUUUCUUACCAUAAACCCUUCAUUAUUCUCUUUAGAAUCAGAUUCUUUCAAUUUUUUUUUAUCUUUUUUGUUGCAAAUCUGUUACAAAAAUGCGGGAGUUACCGACUUCAAAGGUAUUUCUGUUUUGAAAAAGCUUUUAAAAAGUGCGAAAAUAUUAUUUGAUUAUGCAUCAGAUAGAGAAUUGGAUGUAUGGAUCAAUGGCAUAUUUAGUCUCAAGUCUUACAAACCUGUUGUAUCUGAUUUUAUAACAGCCUCCCUUAAACUUGCCGACCUUAAAGACAUAGAAUAUUUGAAAAUUAUUUCGCAAUAUCAGGAAUCUGUCAAUGAUGAUGAUAUUCCAGUUUCUAGUAUAAGUCCUAUGGUUUUAGGUGUUUUGGAAUAUUUAAGUACAGUAGAUCCUGAAAAAAGUCAACUUUCUUAUGUGAACUUUGUCAUUCCAAAUUUGAUAUUUCUACAAUGUGAUUCUAGAGUUCUUUCUCAAAUUUUGAAAAAUAACCAAUCAUUGAAAAGCCCUCUACUUGAUUAUGUGAAUUCGAUAUUAUCACAGGAAGAAAUAUCAUUUGAAAUUCCGAAAUUUUUGAAAAUAUUUGGUAAAAAUGAUAUCUUUAAUAGUUUCAAUUUGUCGCUACUGGAAAAUACCCUUGAACAAUUUUUGAAUGAAAAUGAACAAAUAUCAUACCCUAAUUUAGAUUUAGAUUUAUUGCAAAUGGGAAUCUUUUAUUUUUCAAAACUAUUGGUUUCUGAUGGUUCUAAAAAGGUGAACUAUUCUAAAAAUCUGAUACAGUAUAUAAAUUUCCUUUUAGAUAAAAGACUCUUGAAUCCUAGUAUAAUCUUUAAUAAUUUUUCAUUUAUACAACAUUUUUCCAUUCUGGAAGUAAGCAGUGAAGGAGAAUUGAACUGUUGUACAAAAUUCAUAUUGGAUUUUAUUCAAUGCUAUGCAAAAAAGUAUGAUUAUCCAAACAUUCAUAUGCAAUUUUUUAAUGCAAAACUCCGGAAAAUGAUCUUUAAAAUCCUUAAAAAUCCCAAAAAAUUUGUUGAUUUCAAUAUCCUUAACGUAAUUAAUUCUUUCCAAAUGGAUUCUGUAGACUAUUUGAGUAUUCUAAAUAAAAUUUCAGAUUGCAUCAGUAACAAUAUUGAAAAAUGCAAAUUCAAAAUAUUCUAUUCAAUUUUGGUGCAUACCAUGGAAAAAUAUUGUCUGACAAAUAGAGAGCAACUUCAAGUUUUGCCAAAAGAUAUUUUAGAAAAUUUGCUCAAUUUCUAUAUGUGUUUGAAUAAUGAAGGAGAAAUAAAACCCUUUGAAUUAUCGAAACAUUUUCUAAUCUAUUUCUCCAUAUUCCCUGAAAAUGUGUCAUAUAUUGAUGCGAGUGUUGUGAAUUCUAUUUUGGGUUUGAAGGAAUAUCAAAAACCAAAUACAGACUUGAUGGUAUAUAUAUUGAAAAUCAGGUUUGAUUUAUUUCCAUGUUUGGAUGAAAAAUUGGAUGACUUACUCUUUGUGAAGGGAUUAUUUUAUCCAAUUUUGGAGUUAUUAAAUGAAAAAUAUUUAAACGCUGAUAUGGAUAGAAAAAAAUGGUUUGAAGAAUUUUUUGUCAAAAUCUAUGAUAGAUAUGAAGACGUUUUACAUAAAACUUUGAAAAAACCCCAAAAAGCUAGUCAACAUCUCGAUGAAAACUAUAAAGGUGUUUGUCUUUUGAUUAAUCUCCAUUUCAAAAAAGAAAAGUUCAAUGAGUAUAUUUCUAAAGUCUUGAAAUUUGAAGUUACCAAAAUAUUUCAUGUUCAACUUCUGAACACCAUAUUUAGAAAAUUUCUUGAAACAGAAAUAGAUGUUGCUGCUGUGACAAAUACAAUUUUAACGUUCGCUCAUUUACUUCUUAAUAUUUUGAAGAAGAUUUCAAAGAACGAAGAGCAUACAGACGAAACGCUUGCCAUUAUUUCAGAUUGCUUUAUAGCUUAUCUGAAUGAGCUUACUAAGAACCAAGAAAAAUAUGAUUUCAAAACAUUACAGAAUAAUGAAUCCUUCAAAGUGUUGUUGAAAUUCUCUCUGAAAUAUGGUGUAAGUGAUUAUGAAAUACUUUUACAAUUACUGCAAAGUUUUAUAUCAUUGAUUGGCGAACAUUUUGACGAAGUUCAGAUUCAAUUACUUAUGGAUAUGUUGACUUCACAUUCUGCAUUCUUAGAUGUUCUUCUAAGUGAUAAUCAUAAGUGCAAAAAGGGAGUUUUAUCUUUAAUGACAAUCAUGUGUGAAAACUGGCCUAAACUAAUGUCAAGGAGCCAUAUUCCAAAAUUACUAUCUUCUUAUAGGGCUACUAUGACGGAUAUUGACAGAAUGAUAUUGAAAUUAAUUAAGAUGUAUGAAUCUGUACGUGACGAAGUGUCUUUCCAAGACUUCAGACCUUACUUGUGGGGAAAUGCGGGAGCUAUCCACUAUUCUGUUAGAAUUGAUAUUGGAAAAACACUUUUGAAACAACCUAAAGUUAAAGAUGUACUCAACCUUCUAGAAGAAAAUAUGGUCCUCUCCACCAUAAAAAAUUAUCAUUUAUUUAGAAAUGGUAAUAGCUUAGAGCCAUUAGAUGCAAAUACAAUUUAUGACUUGGAAUUCUUCCUGCCACUAUUUGUCCAUAUACUUUCUCCGGAAAAUGUGGUGCAGACCUACCAAUUUGUCAGGAGUGGAGCUUUAUCAUUAACAAUGUUAGGGUUCAGUUGUUCAGAAAACUACAUGAAAGCUGCCUCAUGUGGCGUGCUAUCAAGAUUUUAUUUUCAUUUGGAAGGUAGACAAAAUGGAAAAGAAAAUUCAUUAUACAUGAAACUCGUAACAGGUGUUUGUGAAUGGUUAGCAGAGUCAGAAAGUCCAAUGAAUAAUUUUGCAUCAAUAUUUUAUGCAAGAACAGCCUUGAUAUUGUCCAAACCAACACAUAUAAUGUUACCCCACUUGUCACAAUAUCUCUUUAUCAAGAAAAAGUUAGAUUUUUCUACAAUACCUGAAUUAUAUACAUACCUACAGAGCUCCCAUGUUGAUCAUAAAGAACAACGGCAAUUUUUAUUUGAAAUACUCAAAGAUGGUCUAAUUUGUGAAAAUGAUUAUAAGGUUUUCUUCAAAUCUAUGAGUUUGAAGCUAUUAACAGACUUAUUCUCCUCUACUGAUCGAGACACCAAACUGCUCAUUCUAGAAAUAUUAAUUGCUGUUUGUAGAUCGGAAUUUGGUGUCAAAUUGAUGUGUACACAUUUAAGUGUGAUUCAGUUCUUAGUUUUGGAUAUAGAGGAGAAUUCAAUUUCCAAAGAAUCCUAUCAUGUUAUAAUAGUAAAGAUGAAAGAAUUGCUCAAUAGAAUAUCUUUUCAUAUGGGUAAUCUCAAUGAAUAUGAUAAGUUAUUAUUGAAAAGAACUUGUGAGAAAUUAGAAUUAAGUAUUAAGGGACCAUUUCAAUCAGACGCUCUUCUCGUACCAGAAAACUGUCUUUUCGAUCACAUCCACAACCAGAGCAACUGCUGGACAUUUGGCAGGUGGAACGCCACUGCUGGAAGUGCUUGUCAAGAAAGGGGUCUUCAGUUGAGAUCCUUCGCCAUGUUACUUCCUUGUGGCAUUUCGCUAUUCAGCGGUGCUGAAUUUGUCUGUUGUCCGAAACACUUUGUUGAUAACACGAAGAGUAAAGACACAGUAAACCUCUCGAUCCUCAAAAAGGAAUCAGAUAUCCUAGACAUCAACAAUGAUGAAGAUGACGAGAUUGAUGAAGAAGAUAAAGAUGAUAUAAAUGACUUGGCGGAUGAUACAGACUUAUCAGAAGCCACGAACUUGCAAGAUGAUGAGGAAGACGAUGAAUUCGACGAGUACGAUGACAGUGUGUCAAGCACAACGGCCAAAUCGAAAUCUACAACAUCUACCAGCACUUCCACCACGACCACUACCACUCCUGUGUCUGCGCCUGGCCCGUACUUCACACACUUCGAUCCUAGAAAUGAACACCAAAGCUACAAGGAAGCCGAGAAGCGACUUGAAGAAACCCAUCGUGAAAAGGUCACCAAGGUGAUGAAGGACUGGUCAGACUUGGAGGAACGCUACCAAGAGAUGCGCCAAGGUGAUCCUCGAGGAGCCGAAGACUUCCAGCAGCGAAUGACAAGGAGGUUCCAGCAAACUGUUCAAGCGCUGGAGGAAGAAGGGGACGCUGAAAAACAUCAACUUGCUGCCAUGCACCAACAGAGGGUGGUAGCUCACAUCAACCAGAGGAAAAAAGAAGCCAUGACAUGCUAUACCCAAGCUCUCAAUGAAGUUCCUCCAAACACCCAUCGAGUACAAAAAUGUCUACAGAAAGUCCUACGUGCACUGCAUAAAGACAGGGCUCAUGCUAUAACACAUUACCGUCAUCUGCUCUCCAGCAGUAUCGAAGCUGCCACUAGAGAACAACCAAGAACGUUAGAGCGUCUUUUGGACAUCGAUAGAACAGUCAACCAAAGCAUGCAGAUGCUCAGACGCUACCCUGCUUUGGCAGCCAAAAGAGAGCAACUGAUGGACGCCUACAUCCAAGCUCUACGAUCCAAAGAUGAAACUCCAGGUUCUUUUCUAGCUAUGACCACUGAAGCUGAACAAGCCAUCUUGAACAAAUACAAAUAUGAUGUGGCCACCAAACAAGCCGAAAAGGAAAGGCAAAAAAUACAAGAAAAGGAGAGGAAAGAACAGAGGAAAAAGGAACGAAUGGAUCUCAAGGAAGAGAAGAAACGUGUGGAGAGAGUUUUGGGUAAGAAGAUAAGCAACUUCGAUGAUGAGGAUAUGGAGGAUGAAUCCUUGCCAGAAGAGAACAAGUAUUCUACAUCAACCCAGAAUGUUCUCAAUAGUACCGUGGAUUUAAUAAGCAAUGAUGUCAGUACCAAACAUAGACAAGUUGAUGAUUCUGCUGUCCAACAAGCUGUUGAAGAUGUCGCUGCUGUAGCUCACAGGCAGGAGACAAUAAGAAUUUCUCAUUCCAUGACUCACCAAAUGAGUCAUGAUGAGCCUACAUUCUCCGUUCGUAGAGGUGUACAACAUGCCAAAAGUAUAGCUUUCACUCUGGUAUUUGCUGGAACAGCUCUGUUCGCUGUUGGUUUCCUGAUUGUGAAAAGACGCUCUAACAGUUCACCGAAAAGCCAGGGUUUUAUCGAGGUAGAUCAAGCUGCCACACCGGAAGAAAGACACGUGGCAAACAUGCAAGUCAACGGUUAUGAGAACCCUACCUAUAAAUACUUCGAAGUAAAAGAGUAAUAAAGAUACAGAAAACCAUUCCUUAAUUUCGACUUAGCGGCAUGAGCCUUCGUUUUAUUUCGAGCAAUAUUUUGAAAUGUAAAGUUCUCUUAUUUAUGUUGAUAUGAUUCAAUGUUAACUGGGGUAUUCGCGAUAUCCUAUCUUGAUAUUAAUUUCGAUAAUAAGUGUGAUAACUGUUAGGGAGCAGUGUUAGUAUUUUGUAUCAAUUUACUUAAGUGAUAUCGGAUACUCCAAGGAUUCACACUGUACUUAAUUUUUCGGUCAUAUGGAAGAUUAGCUUGACGCCAUUUAUCUACAAAAUAUCUAGAACGUUUGAAGCCAGGUGCCAUUUGUGGUUUAGAAAUAGCGUGUUCUGUGUGAAUAGAAUACAGCUAUCAAAAACAUAUUCAUAGGUAGAUGUAUGAUACCCUCCAAUAUUCUUUCAGACUUAGAUAAAAACAAAAAAAUGCAUGUUCAAAACCACCUGCUUUUUGUACAAAGACUUUUUACUUUUGUUAUCUAUUUGUAAGGCUUAUUAGAAUUGACAUUAUGUCCCUUUCACAGAUUUUUCGAGUGUGACUCACAUUUUUUACAAUAAUUGGAUGGAACCAGAUUUAGCAUUCAGUUCAAUUAAAAUGAUUUUGAAUAAUCUAGGGGAUGGUUGGCUAAGUUCGUCAGGUAUACAGGGUGGGCAAAUUUCGAUGUUUUAGCACUACAAUUUUUGAACCAGAGGAGAUAGACAAAAUAUGAUACCCCGUUCUCGUUCUCUUUUUCUGUGAAACUAACGAGGGUAGAAUUCAU